Messenger RNA from Elgaria multicarinata webbii, 3231 nucleotides. RefSeq names its product oocyte zinc finger protein XlCOF6-like. Gene Ontology annotation, molecular function: DNA-binding transcription factor activity, RNA polymerase II-specific; RNA polymerase II cis-regulatory region sequence-specific DNA binding. NCBI's taxonomy places the organism in Eukaryota, Metazoa, Chordata, Lepidosauria, Squamata, Anguidae. Bases 396 to 2930 code for a protein of 844 amino acids. The record is from RefSeq and is a predicted model, not a curated record. The transcript has 3 exons. Gene Ontology annotation, biological process: regulation of DNA-templated transcription.
GUUCCGGGAAGGGGAAUAGGCUGGCGAGGCUUCCUUGCGAGGAGUGGGAGGCUGGUCUGUGGGGGGACGGAGCAAAGAGAAGAAGGGCCUCCGAUGCCCAAAUCUGGCCUCAGCUUCUGGGAUGAAAAAAAAGGAAGAGCUACUUCUCCAAGAGACAUUGACAGAUGCGGGUGGGGGGACAUUUGAAAGAACACAUCAAGUGUCCGAGGAAAGCGAUAACUGGCCAGAUGUGAAAGAGAAUAUUGGCAGUCAAGAUGGGAUAAACAACCUGGAGGGAAAGGAAAUUUUUUAAAAAACUCCAGAGGAAUAAAUGUUGGGAGGCUGACCUCCACGCAAUGAUGGUAUAACCACAAACACCUGAAGAUAAGAGAGAGAAGUGUCCUGUGUGUGGAAAAAUGCUCACUCAUAAAGCCAGCCUUGAUGACCAUUGUAAAACCCACACAGCAAAGAAACGAUAUAAAUGCCUUGAGUGUGGAAAGAAUUUCAGGGAUAAUGCUGACCUUCGGGCCCAUCAAAGAAUGCACACCGGGGAGAAACCGUUUGAAUGCCUGGAGUGCAGAAAAACAUUUCGUUGGAGGGGGGGACUUGCUGUCCAUCAGAGAAUCCACUCAGGGGAGAAACCUUUUAAAUGUUUGGAGUGUGGACAAAGAUUCCGCCAGACUGGUGGCCUUCGAGUACAUCAAAGAACUCACACAGGGGAAAAACCAUUUAAGUGUCUGGAGUGUGGAAAGAGCUUCAGUCAGGGCUAUCGCCUUAAUCUCCAUCAAAGAACUCACACAGGAGAAAAACCGUAUACAUGUCUAGAGUGUGGAAAGAGCUUCAGUCAUGGUUCUCAGCUUAAUACACAUCAAAGAAUACACACAGAUGAGAAGCCCUAUAAAUGUUUACAAUGUGGAAAGGGCUUCGGGAAGAAAUCAUAUCUUAAUUCCCAUCAAAAGAGCCACACAGAGGAGAAACCAUAUAAAUGCCUGGAAUGUGGAAAGAGCUUCAACUGUAAUGAUGAGCUUGCUUCACAUGAGAAAAUUCACACAAAAGAGAACCUAUUUCAAUGCCUAGAGUGUGGAAAGAGUUUCAGGGACAGUGCUGAUCUGCUUAACCAUCAAGGAACGCACACAGGAGAGAAACCAUUUAUCUGUCUGGAGUGUGGAAAAGCAUUUAGUCGAAAGAGGGCACUUACUGUCCAUCAAAGAAUUCAUUCGGGGGAGAAACCAUUUCAGUGCUUGGAGUGUGGAAAGAGAUUCAGGCAAAAGGUUGCCCUUCAAGUACAUCAAAGAAUGCAUACAGGAGAAAAACCAUUUAAAUGUAUGGACUGUGGAAAGAGUUUCAGACAGGCCUCUGCCCUUAAUUUCCAUCAAACACGUCAUACAGAGGAGAAACCCUAUAAAUGCCUGGAGUGUGGAAAGAGCUUCAACCAGAAUGAUGAGCUUGCAUCACAUCAAAGAAUUCACAAAGGAGGGAAACCAUUUCAAUGUCUGCAGUGUGGAAAGAGUUUCAGGGACAGUGCUCACCUUCUCUCCCAUCAAACAACACACACAGGGGAGAAACCAUUUAAUUGUACAGAGUGUGGGAAAGCAUUUAGUCGGAAAUGGGCACUUACUCUACAUCAGAGAAUCCACUCAGGGGAGAAACCAUUUAAAUGCUUGGAGUGUGGAAAGAAAUUCAGGCAAAAGAGUGCCCUUCAAUACCAUCAAAGAACUCACACAGGGAAAAAACCAUUUAAAUGUCUCGAGUGUGGAGAAAGCUUCAGAACUAGCUCAGCUUUUAAUUCUCAUCAAAGAAUUCACCCAGGGGAGAAACCGUUUAAAUGCCUGGAGUGUGGAAAAGGCUUCCAGCGGAAGCGUGAUCUUGCUUUACAUCAGAGAAUUGAUACAGGGGAGAAACCAUUUGAAUGUUUGCAGUGUGGAAAAAGAUAUAGGCAAAAGAACGCCCUUGUAUCACAUCAGAGAACUCACACAGGAGAGAAACCUUUUGAAUGCCCGCAGUGUGGAAAGAGCUUUAGUCAGAAGAACACCCUUGUUUCACAUCAGAGAACACACUCAGGAGAGAAACCAUUUAAAUGCCUUGAGUGUGGAAAGAGCUUCAGGUGGAGUUCUGACCUUCUCAACCAUCAAAGAACACACACAGGGGAGAAACCAUUUAACUGUCUGGAAUGUGGAAAAGGAUUUAGUCAGAGAGGAGCACUUACUAGCCAUCAGAGAAUACACUCAGGGGAGAAACCAUUUAAAUGCUUGGAGUGUGGAAAGACAUUCUGCCAGAAGGGUGCCCUUCAAUACCAUCAAAGAGCUCACACAGGGGAGAAGCCAUUUAAAUGCCUGGAGUGCGGAGAAAGCUUUAUCCAGAAGUAUGCCCUUGUUUCACAUCAAAGAAACCACACAGGAGAGAAACCAUUUACAUGCCUUCAGUGUGGAAAGAGCUUCAAGCAGAAGGGUGCCUUUAGAGCGCAUGAAAUUGCUCACGCUGGGGAGAAACCAUUUAAAUGCCUGGAGUGUGGGAAGAGCUUCAGUCGAACGGCAUCUCUGACUUCACAUCAAAACACACACACCCAGGCCCAUUCAGAGGAAGAGGAGUCUGACCCCCUGGAACAGCCCUCUGCUAUAACAGACCUGGGGCAAGAUGAGGGAUCACGUGGAAGCAAUGGCUGGUCUGUGGUUCCAAACACCAGAUUCAACUCUGUCCUGAGCCCACCCGUGGUUCCAGAUUCUCCUCCCACUUCCCAGGGCUCAGCAGAGCACCAAUGGCAGUGUAUCAAGUGGGAUACUCAGAGCCAAGGUGGGAGAGCUCUUCUGACUCCCAGAAUCCCCUUUUGUCCAGGGUAUCCUCAUGAGGAAGGCCCUACUGAAGAACAAGAGUCCAUAUAUGAGGAGGAAGGUCCAGCUCUGACUACUAAUGAGGCAGAGGUACCUGCAGCUGCUGAACCAGUAUCAGUCUGAAUACAUGCUCCCAGUCUUCCCCAGACGUUCCCUUGGUUAACAGCUCCAUUUACGGGCUUGAAUCAAGAGAAACUACUAAAAGAUCUGGAGUAUAAAAGGAGCUAGGGACAGAGCACACCCCUUAUUUCAUACAAAUGUUUUAAUUGCUGUCUUUGUAAGGGAGAAUCCAUAGGAAUGCUCCUAAUAUGAUGACGGUCAUUCUCAUAAAAUGAACCUUAACAGACAUCAGAGGACUCACUUUUGGGAAAGCCCCCAAAAUGUUCCAGUUGUAGUAAAGUCUUUUACAGUAGAUCAAAGGUUA